AAACGAGUUACAGUAAUCGACGAGAACUCACACGCUUCCCCCCCACUGGAGAGAGAGCGAGGCGCAGUCCCCCUCUUCUCCCCGUCACAUGCACCAUCCGCGCGGGGCUCAGUGAACCAGCGCACACCGAGGGGGGUCGCAGCGGUAAGACAGAGACCCACAAUCCGGGUUCGAAAGCCGGCUGCAGUUUUUUUUUCCCCCUUCCUCGUCGACGAGACUUGCCCUACUUUUCGUCGUCUUUUCGAGUUAAAAAAUGGAUUUCAUGUGGCCAUGAAGUGAAACUCCGCCAUAUUCGGCACAUCCACCACGCCCGCCGUCCGUCCAAAAAACUUCUUCGCUUCACUUCAUUUAGCACUUAAAGUGUUAUAAUAAGGGAGGCGACGCCUGAAGCCGGGCACGAUGACCCUGAUGGCGGCGGGGGCUUGCUGCCUCAGCCCGGAGGCCAAAGAAGCUCGGAGGAUCAACGACGAGAUCGAGAGGCAGCUCCGCCGAGACAAGAGAGACUCGAGACGGGAAUACAAGCUCCUCUUGCUCGGGACCGGCGAGAGCGGUAAGAGCACAUUCAUCAAGCAAAUGAGGAUCAUCCACGGCCGAGGUUACUCUGACGAGGACAAACGGGCCUUCACCAAGCUGGUGUACCAGAACAUUUUCACUGCCAUGCAGGCAAUGAUUCAGGCCAUGAAGACACUCCGGAUCCCCUACAAGUACCAGUACAACAAGGCCAACGCCAGUACAGUCAGCGAAGUGAACGUGGAGACGGUGACGACGUUUACAAAAGCGUACGUGGACGCUAUCAGGAGCCUGUGGGCCGACCCGGGGAUCCAAGAAUGUUACAGUCGCAAAAGAGAAUACCAGCUCUCCGACUCGGCCAAAUACUACCUGAACGACUUGGACCGCAUCGCCGACGCCGCGUACCUGCCGUCGCAGCAGGACGUGCUGCGGGUCAGGGUACCCACCACGGGCAUCAUCGAGUACCCCUUCGACCUGGAGAACAUGGUGUUCAGGAUGGUGGACGUGGGCGGGCAGCGCUCGGAGAGGAGGAAGUGGAUCCACUGUUUUGAGAAAGUGACAUCCAUCAUGUUCCUGGUGGCGCUCAGCGAGUACGACCAAGUGCUGGUGGAGUCGGCACAUGAGAAUCGCAUGGAGGAGAGCAUGGCCUUGUUCCGGACAAUCAUCACCUACGAGUGGUUCGAAGAGUCCUCGGUCAUCUUGUUCCUCAACAAGAUUGAUUUGCUGGAGGAGAAAAUCAUGCACUCGCAUUUGGUCGACUACUUUCCAGAAUAUAACGGUCCGCAGCGGGACGUGAAGGCGGGCCAGGAGUUCAUCCUGAACAUGUUCGUCAACCUGCACCCCAACCGCAAGAAGCUCAUCUACUAUCACUUCACCUGCGCCACCGACACGGACAACAUCCGCUUCGUCUUCCACGCCGUCAAGGACCAUAUCCUGCAAGGCAACCUUGAAGACUACAACUUGGUGUGAAGCGGAGGUAUGGCGUCAGGGGUCCGCCGUGUGGCGGGGCGGUGGGGGGGGAUGCCUGAAAGCCCUCGCUAUUUGACCACUAUGAUGCAAGAUGGCGGCAACGGAGCACCCAAUGAUGGUACUACUGAUGUAUUCAAACCUUUGGUCACUAAACUGCUGCCCGAGUGGACGAAGCGUACAGGAAUCUCACCGAGCAGGGGUCAGCGGAUGACUGCGUGUGGUCACAGAGGGACUACUUUUUGCGCGGGUGCGAGUCGGUUUCACAUUGAAGUGGAAAAUCCGUGUUAUAGCUCGUGUGUACUAAAGAGAAGCCAGUAUGGAAAGCCAUUUGAGCAUUCAUUCCAUAUCCUUAAUAUCGAGUUGAUAUGAAAGGGGAAGGUCAAGUCCCCCUCCAAAAUUAUUUUCGAUGAGUCUGACAGGGUAUUCUGAUUAAUAUUGCAUUGAUGAAAUAAGAACGAAUGCAACCAUUUUCAUCUAUCAAUAGGCACAGUCAUUUUGACAUUCUACUGCAACUUGCGCUCGACAGAAAUUGACGUCAACGAGCACUCGUAACCAAAAAAAAAUUGGUUUGGUGAACUGAAAUCUUUGCGUAUGAUAAAUAUGCCAAGGCCACAGAAAUCAGGGAGGGGGCAAAUUGUUUUUCACGGCACUGUAUAUGUUAUACUGCAUAUGUGCAUACAGUAUAUAUCAAGGAUAUGGAAUAGAUGCUCAAACGGCUUGCCAUAAGCCAGUUGUAAUCAACACUAAUUGCACAUUUACCUUUUAGGCCUUCACGCGUUUGCACACUUGAGUAACAUGUCACCAUUUUGGAACACUUAGUUGUGAGGCGGCAUCCUU
Messenger RNA from Hippocampus comes (tiger tail seahorse), 2316 nucleotides. RefSeq names its product guanine nucleotide-binding protein G(q) subunit alpha-like. The record is from RefSeq and is a predicted model, not a curated record. Gene Ontology annotation, biological process: adenylate cyclase-modulating G protein-coupled receptor signaling pathway. The transcript has 8 exons. Gene Ontology annotation, molecular function: GTPase activity; guanyl nucleotide binding; G-protein beta/gamma-subunit complex binding. Lineage: Eukaryota; Metazoa; Chordata; Actinopteri; Syngnathiformes; Syngnathidae. Gene Ontology annotation, cellular component: cytoplasm; heterotrimeric G-protein complex. Bases 400 to 1479 code for a protein of 359 amino acids.